AUGGAAGAAUUGCCAACAGGUUGGGCUGGAGAAUACAGCGGUCGAAAAAGUAUCUCCACUAUCAUCCUCGAAGCAGUCGCAUCGUACGACACAUGGAUAUGGCACGCCUUCUUUGGAAUGCCUAGGGCAUGCAACGACCUCAAAAUGCUGGCUAAGUCCUCGUUGUUUGACGAGCUUACUGCUGGUCGAGCCCCUCAAAUCCAAUUUCAAGUGAAUAACAGAAUUCACAAUUUAGGCUACUAUCUCGCUAAUGGUAUCUACCCUGGAUGGGAGACUUUCGUGAAAUCAAUUCCAAGGCCUAUACGACCCAAGGUGAAGUUUUCUCAUACUCAAGAGGGAGGAGCGGCUCGUGGGUGGGAUAGAGAAGACAUUCGAUACAUCAUGUUGACUUGUAUUAUAUUACACAACAUGAUAAUUGAGGAUGAAAGACCAGAGGACAGCAAUGAGGAAUUGGAAUCCGAUGAAGAAAAGGAUAACAAUAUAAGGCCCAGGUUGGCUACGGUUUGGGAAGGACCGACCGGUGAUGACUUUGAUCCUGUUGGUAAAGAUGGUUAUUAUUUCAAUGGAUUCAUGGAUCGAUACGAUGCCAUUAGAUGUGCAAACACUCACUCAAACCUUCAAGAAGAUCUGAUAGAGCAUUUCUGGAACAUUCAAGGCAACUUGGAGAUCUAG
Rosa rugosa (rugosa rose) is the source of this 672-nucleotide messenger RNA. RefSeq lists its product as uncharacterized. The transcript is spliced from 2 exons. The record is from RefSeq and is a predicted model, not a curated record. The coding region runs from base 1 to 672 and encodes 223 amino acids. Lineage: Eukaryota; Viridiplantae; Streptophyta; Magnoliopsida; Rosales; Rosaceae.